Protopterus annectens (West African lungfish) is the source of this 1984-nucleotide messenger RNA. RefSeq names its product tetraspanin 14 (gene TSPAN14). Gene Ontology annotation, biological process: regulation of vascular endothelial growth factor signaling pathway; protein maturation; protein localization to plasma membrane. The coding region runs from base 886 to 1695 and encodes 269 amino acids. The transcript has 9 exons. The record is from RefSeq and is a predicted model, not a curated record. Gene Ontology annotation, cellular component: membrane. NCBI's taxonomy places the organism in Eukaryota, Metazoa, Chordata, Ceratodontiformes, Protopteridae.
UUGCUAAUGGGAAAAAUGUUGCUUUUUUUAUUGCCCCUAUUUAUGUCUUAAAAAUAAUUCCACAACCCUAAGUAUUGCUCAUGACAUUAUUAGGCACUCGAGAACUAUAAUGUAUACUUUCUGAGACGUAGUCAGACUUGAGUCCUAUGAGACCAUAGUGUGGAUGUCGAAAUUCAGAUCAUGGGUUGGGGAAAGGAGCAAGUUAUCCUGUUAGAAAGGUUUAAACAUGUACUUCGAGACAGUAUGAUCUGCAUUUCUUGCACAGAAGCUGGUGGUGUAUGAUUAGGAAUGCGUUGCAUAAGAUUGUUAUACCUGGUGAGAAAAUCUGUUCCUAUUGCAGGUUUUCCUUCGCUUACCAGGCGUUGCAUUACACCCUUCGGAUGGAGUUUUCAACGUGUAGAACUUGUGAAAUCAAGGCUGCUUGUUGUACCGAAUUUACAACCUUUAUAAACUACAAGUGAUGGUUAACAAUUUCAGUGAUUAAUAUUUUUUAUUUCACACUUACGCGAAACAGUUUGAAUGGGAACUCACUUUGUAUGCCGCUAGCUGUUAGGGUAAUCGGAAACAUAAUAGCUCUGCACAAUGUAAAUGAUGUGAUGCUCCGUCGUAGGCGGGGACUAAUAAAAUCAGAGAGUUUUAUUUAUUUUGUAAUUACUAUUUACCGUGGCUUCAGAGGCGAGAAAUGUGCGUGACGUCAAAAGGGAGUGAAUUGUAGUGUGGGCUUGCGUUGUACUUGGGAGGAUGCUGUUUGUAUAAUAAAAGUGCAGCUUCCUCUAACAGCUGCAGGAAGGAGGUGUUUCUCCUUAAAUAUUGGGCUUACAGUUUCUAGGGAAUCGUAUCGUACCUUUAAAUCGGGUGUGUCGCGAAGGGUUUGUUGAUUAGAAGAUGCAGUAUUAUCGAUACUCUUCUGCAGAAGUCAGUUGCUGUUACAAGUACCUUUUGUUCAGCUACAACAUAAUUUUUUGGGUGGCUGGAGUAGCAUUUCUAGGAGCUGGCUUUUGGGCUUGGAGUGAGAAGGGUGUGCUGUCUGAUCUGACACAGAUUACUCGUCUUAAAGGAUUUGACCCAGUAUGGCUCGUUUUAGUGGUAGGAGUAGUAAUGUUCAUAUUGGGGUUUGCAGGCUGUAUUGGAGCACUGAGAGAGAACAUCUGCCUCCUACAGUUUUUUUGUGCAGCCAUUGGCUUCAUUUUUUUCCUGGAGUUAAUCGUGGGAGUUCUGGCAUUUGUCUUCAAAGACUGGGUGAAAGACCAAGUGAAUGACCUCUUUCUGAGAAAUAUUAGAGCAUACAGGGACGAUAUUGAUUUGCAAAACCUCAUUGACUCUCUACAGAAACUGAAUCAGUGUUGUGGGGCUGCGGGCCCUAACGACUGGGACAGAAAUGAAUAUUUCAACUGCACCGACGACAACCGCAGUCGGGAACAGUGCGGAGUACCGUUCUCAUGCUGUGUUGCUGAUCCAGCACAAACGGUUGUAAACACGCAAUGUGGAUAUGAUGUGCGGAAGAAAAAGCACUCCGAGAAGAAUUUGAUUUAUACAACAGGCUGCAUUAGCGCACUCGAGGCUUGGCUUCCCAGAAAUGUUUACAUUUUGGCUGGAGUAUUCAUUGCCAUCUCCUUAUUGCAGAUAUUUGGGAUAUUUCUAGCUCGCUCACUGAUUGAAGAUAUUGAAAUAGUGAAGUGUGGACCACCAUUUUAAAAAGGAAUUCUCAUUGCAUCACCAAAGAAGAGGAGAGACCCUUUGAAAUCUGGACCAUGGUGACUGUAGCAAAUACAAUGGUCCUUCCAAUGAUUCCUCAGAGAUGACAUAAUGCUGUGGUAAUCAUCACAAAAAUUAUGCCAAAGGACACAAGCAUUUGAAGAUAAAAAACAGUAUAUAUUUAACAAAAACAGAAUAAGGAUUCUGCUGAAAUGCACUGUCACAUCUUUUGAUUUCCAUGCAGUAUUUUUAUACAUUUCCGAUGCAGAAUAAACUUAUAGUAUUUUUC